UUCGCGGCGGCUGCUGCAGCUCCGACUGCAUCUUCCUCCUCCUCCUUCCCCCGGGCUCCGGGCGUGUGUGUGUAAGCCGCGAUCGGAGAUGGAUGUCUCUCUUUGCCCAGCCAAGUGUAGUUUCUGGCGGAUUUUCUUGCUGGGAAGCGUCUGGCUGGACUAUGUGGGCUCCGUGCUGGCUUGCCCUGCAAAUUGUGUCUGCAGCAAGACUGAGAUCAAUUGCCGGCGGCCGGACGAUGGGAACCUCUUCCCCCUUCUGGAAGGGCAGGAUUCAGGGAACAGCAAUGGGAACGCCAGCAUCAACAUCACAGACAUCUCAAGGAAUAUCACUUCCAUACACAUAGAGAACUGGCGAGGUCUGCACACACUGAAUGCCGUGGACAUGGAGCUCUACACAGGCCUCCAAAAGCUGACCAUCAAGAACUCAGGACUUCGGAGCAUCCAGCCCAGAGCCUUUGCCAAGAACCCCCACUUGCGCUAUAUAAACCUGUCGAGUAACCGGCUCACCACACUCUCAUGGCAGCUUUUCCAGAGGCUGAGUCUUCGGGAAUUGAGAUUGGAGCAGAACUUCUUCAACUGCAGCUGUGACAUCCGCUGGAUGCAACUGUGGCAGGAGCAGGGGGAAGCCAAGCUCAACAGCCAGCACCUCUACUGUAUCAAUGCCGACGGCUCCCAACUGCCCCUGUUCCGCAUGAAUAUCAGCCAGUGUGACCUUCCUGAGAUCAGUGUGAGCCACGUGAACCUGACCGUUCGAGAGGGUGACAACGCUGUCAUCACGUGCAAUGGCUCUGGAUCACCUUUGCCCGAUGUAGACUGGAUAGUCACUGGACUGCAGUCCAUCAACACCCACCAGACAAAUCUGAACUGGACCAACGUACACGCCAUCAACCUGACCCUGGUCAAUGUGACAAGCGAGGACAACGGCUUCACCCUGACGUGCAUUGCGGAGAACGUGGUGGGCAUGAGCAAUGCCAGUGUGGCCCUCACCGUGCACUACCCUCCGCGCGUGGUGAGCCUGGAGGAGCCGGAGCUGCGCCUGGAGCACUGCAUCGAGUUCGUAGUGCGUGGCAACCCGCCGCCCACGCUGCACUGGCUGCACAACGGACAGCCGCUGCGGGAGUCCAAGAUCACCCACGUGGAGUACUACCAGGAGGGCGAGCUGUCCGAGGGCUGCCUGCUCUUCAACAAGCCCACCCACUACAACAACGGCAACUAUACGCUCAUUGCCAAAAACCCGCUGGGCACAGCCAACCAGACCAUCAAUGGCCACUUCCUCAAGGAGCCCUUCCCGGUUUAUGACGUGAGCCCCACGCCCAUCACUGUGACCCACAAACCGGAGGAAGACACUUUUGGGGUGUCCAUAGCGGUGGGACUUGCUGCUUUUGCCUGCGUCCUGUUGGUGGUUCUCUUUAUCAUGAUCAACAAGUAUGGUCGACGGUCCAAGUUUGGAAUGAAGGGGCCCGUGGCUGUCAUCAGUGGCGAAGAGGACUCAGCCAGCCCGCUGCACCACAUCAACCAUGGCAUCACCACGCCCUCAUCGUUGGACGCCGGGCCGGACACGGUGGUCAUCGGCAUGACCCGCAUCCCGGUCAUUGAGAACCCCCAGUACUUCCGUCAGGGACACAACUGCCACAAGCCAGACACGUAUGUGCAGCACAUUAAGAGGAGGGACAUCGUCCUGAAGCGGGAACUGGGCGAGGGAGCCUUUGGGAAGGUCUUCCUGGCCGAGUGCUACAACCUCAGCCCGACCAAGGACAAGAUGCUCGUGGCCGUGAAGGCCCUGAAGGAUCCCACCCUGGCUGCCCGGAAGGAUUUCCAGAGGGAGGCUGAGCUGCUCACUAACCUGCAGCACGAGCACAUUGUCAAGUUCUAUGGGGUGUGUGGUGAUGGGGACCCGCUCAUCAUGGUCUUUGAGUACAUGAAGCAUGGAGACCUGAACAAGUUCCUCAGGGCCCAUGGGCCAGAUGCUAUGAUCCUUGUAGAUGGGCAGCCACGCCAGGCGAAAGGCGAGUUGGGGCUCUCCCAAAUGCUCCACAUCGCCAGUCAGAUCGCCUCAGGCAUGGUGUACCUGGCCUCCCAGCACUUCGUACACCGGGACCUGGCCACCAGGAACUGCCUGGUGGGAGCCAAUCUGCUGGUGAAGAUCGGGGACUUCGGCAUGUCCAGAGAUGUCUACAGCACUGAUUACUACAGGGUGGGAGGACACACCAUGCUCCCCAUCCGUUGGAUGCCCCCUGAAAGCAUCAUGUACCGGAAGUUCACUACGGAGAGCGACGUGUGGAGCUUUGGAGUGAUCCUUUGGGAGAUCUUCACCUAUGGAAAGCAACCGUGGUUCCAGCUCUCAAACACAGAGGUCAUCGAGUGCAUCACUCAAGGUCGUGUGCUGGAGCGGCCCCGGGUCUGCCCCAAAGAGGUGUACGAUGUCAUGCUAGGGUGCUGGCAGAGGGAGCCCCAGCAGCGGCUGAACAUCAAGGAGAUCUACAAAGUCCUCCACGCUUUGGGGAAAGCUGCCCCCAUCUACCUGGACAUCCUCGGCUAGCGGCGGCUGGUGGUCAUGGACGCAUACUCUGUGGCUUCCCUCUCCCGGCCUCACAUCGCCCCUUGUCCACCUCACACUCCUUUCUUCCAUCCUGACUGAAGCGAACAUCUUCAUAUAAACUCAAGUGCCUGCUACACAUACAACACUGAAAAAAAAAAGUGAAAGAAAAAACCCUGUAAGGCAGUUUGGCGAAUAUAUAUAUAUAUUUAUAUAUCUAACUAUCUAUCUAUCUAUAUCCACAGAGAGAUACCUUCUCUAAUACAGAGAGAAACUGCUGAUACAGAAACCAUAAGACUAUAACAACAACUCAGAAAAUCUUAAAUCUUAUGAACACAAAUGGAAGUUCCCUUUGACUGAAGCUGGGGCCCGUGGUUCUCCGGCUCCGGCUUUUCGGAGCCGAAGACCCUGAUGACGCAGAGACGGUCUUUACGCCGGGACGGGAGGAGAUGGGGUGCAGUGCGAAUCAGCGCCUGCACAGGUGCGCUACCCUCCCCCACCCCCGAGGUCUGCACAGGUGCGGGGGCUGACCUCGUCCACUGCACUCAGGAGGCAGCAGGAAGUAACACCGGCCCCGGGGGCCUCUGGAAUGCCUCACGUCUCCACUGACUAUUGCUCCAUGCCUUCCCCCUUUCCUCCACUUUAAGGCAAUUCUCCAAUUUGUCCGUUCUAGAAAGUAGAGUCCUGAUGCUUUUGGAAGUCAACGAGGGCGUCUACCACUAAACACUGGAAAAAGGACGUGACCCAAAACCAUGGUGACAAUGGACCACAUCCGCCUUGGGUGUAAACCAUGCUCAAGUUCCUUCCUCAGCUGGAAAGAGGUGUGCCAUCUAUUCUCGGAACAUCAAGAACUGGACGUUCUGGACUUAACCACAGAAGAAAAAGCUGAAAUUUGAA
Molecule: messenger RNA, 3433 nt
Organism: Odobenus rosmarus divergens (Pacific walrus)
Lineage: Eukaryota; Metazoa; Chordata; Mammalia; Carnivora; Odobenidae
Gene: NTRK3
Product: neurotrophic tyrosine kinase, receptor, type 3
Exons: 17
Coding region: 89-2539 (816 amino acids)
Biological process (GO): regulation of phosphatidylinositol 3-kinase/protein kinase B signal transduction; multicellular organism development; protein phosphorylation
Cellular component (GO): signaling receptor complex; axon; plasma membrane
Molecular function (GO): neurotrophin receptor activity; ATP binding; neurotrophin binding
Source: RefSeq, a predicted model, not a curated record